CUGCCAUGGUGGGAGAUGGCCAGCAUGUUAACAAAGAAUUCAGUGUGUAUUUUAUUCAGAAUAUGGUUUUAUUUCAGGGUUCCAAAAAAUUGUAUGUGUGCCUUCACAUUGAAUUGUGACACCUAUUAUCCAGAUCCCAACUACCGUUUGCACUCAGGAAGAGGCCAAAGACCUACAAAAUAUUUACAAGUUUCUGUAGAACAAAAACAAAGAGAAACACAAGCUGAAUUGGAACAUUCAAAAGAAAAUUUGAAAGCAUGUCAUCAGAAAAUGAUAGAUAUGCGAGCAGAGAUUAGUGAACUAAAAAAUGAAUGUAAUGCAUCAAGAAAAAAGUCACUUUCAAUUAAGCAAGCAAUGGACAAGUUGCACUGUAAGCAGGCAGACUUAAGGAAUCAGAAGCCAUCCCCACCAACAGAUGUAUGUCAGUUAGAGGAGGAUAUCAGACAGCAAGAAACUGUGUUAAAGGAAGCACAGGACAAUUUUCAAAAGAUUAAGGAAGACAUUGCAAGCAGUAAGGAUGCUUUCACUAAAGCUUCUUCAGAAUUUGAAAAUGUAACAAAAGAAGAAAAGGAUCAGUUUAAAAUAGCUGAAAAUGAGAAGGUAAAUUAUACAUACACUAAUUUUUUUUUUUUUUUUCAACAAAAUGGCCAUAUUCCACCAAGGCAGGGUGACCUAAAGAGAAAAAUGAAAGUUUCUCUUUAACUUUAGUAAUAGUAA
Molecule: messenger RNA, 717 nt
Organism: Cherax quadricarinatus
Lineage: Eukaryota; Metazoa; Arthropoda; Malacostraca; Decapoda; Parastacidae
Source: RefSeq, a predicted model, not a curated record